CAGAAAGGGCACUCCUUCCAUCUGCUCCGUAGACCUAUCAACGUUAGGGGGCGUGGCAUCAGUCCACUUUUGCCCUUCUUCCGCCCUUCUUCCGUCUUCCUUGUAGAUCCCGUGGUUGUUGUCUUGGCCCCUUUUACCCGUUGACUCCUCCCCCUCUUCCUUGUCAUGAUCAUGGCUGCCGGUUGUGAAGAACCUUUUCCCUUCCAUGGGCUGCUUCCCAAAAAAGAGACCGGCGCGGCGUCCUUCCUCUCCCGGUACCCACACUACGAUGGGCGCGGGGUGCUGAUCGCUGUGCUGGACACCGGGGUGGACCCGGGGGCACCUGGGAUGCAGCAAACAUCUGAUGGAAAGCCGAAGAUAGUAGACAUUAUCGAUACAACUGGAAGUGGUGAUGUAAACACCAGCACUGUAGUGGAACCAAAAGAGGGAGUAAUAUUGGGCCUGUCUGGUAGGACUUUAAAGAUUCCUGCACACUGGCAAAAUCCAUCUGGCAGAUAUCACAUAGGUGUUAAAAAUGGAUUUGAUUUUUAUCCAAAGGCACUUAAAGAGCGACUCCAGAAAGAGCGUAAGGAGAAGUUGUGGGAUCCUGUUCACAGAGCUCUACUAGCAGAAGCUUGCAGAAAGCAAGAUGAGACCGACACAAGUCCGAAUACUCCAACUUUGAUGGGAAAAUUGAUAAAAGAAGAUAUUCAGAAUCAAGUUGAAAUGCUUAACCUAUUUGAAAAAAAAUAUAGCGAUCCUGGCCCUGUAUAUGACUGCUUGGUGUGGCAUGAUGGGGAGACGUUGAGAGCAUGUAUGGACACCAGUGAGUGUGGAGAGCUGGACACUUGCACUGUGUUAGGAAAUUACAGAGAAGCCCAAGAGUAUGCAUCCUUUGGGACAACAGAAAUGCUGAAUUAUUCGGUCAACAUUUAUGAUGAUGGGAACCUGCUUUCAAUUGUAACAAGCGGUGGUGCUCAUGGGACACACGUGGCCAGCAUUGCAGCAGGAUUUUUUCCUGAUGAACCUGAAAGAAAUGGAGUUGCUCCCGGAGCACAAAUUCUAGCAAUAAAAAUCGGUGACACAAGAUUGAGCACAAUGGAGACAGGCACAGGGCUUAUAAGAGCGAUGAUUGAAGCAAUAAAAUAUAAGUGUGACCUUGUCAAUUACAGCUAUGGGGAAGCCACUCACUGGCCAAACUCCGGGAGAAUUUGUGAAGCUAUUAAUGAAGCAGUAUGGAAGAACAACAUUAUUUAUGUCUCAAGUGCUGGCAAUAAUGGCCCAUGUCUUUCAACUGUUGGCUGUCCGGGAGGGACUACUUCUAGUGUUAUUGGUGUGGGGGCAUAUGUUUCUCCAGAUAUGAUGAUAGCAGAAUAUUCCCUCCGAGAAAAAUUACCUGCUAACCAAUAUACCUGGUCUUCAAGAGGUCCAAGUACCGAUGGAUGCCUUGGAGUCAGUAUAAGUGCCCCUGGAGGAGCCAUAGCAUCUGUUCCAAAUUGGACCCUGCGUGGCACUCAGUUGAUGAAUGGAACAUCCAUGUCUUCUCCCAAUGCUUGUGGAGGCAUUGCACUAGUAUUAUCUGGCCUCAAAGCAAACGGAGUCCCAUACAAUGUUCACUCAGUUAGACGAGCACUUGAAAACACGGCUAUGAAGGCAGAAAACAUUGAAGUUUUUGCCCAAGGACAUGGUAUAAUUCAGGUUGACAAAGCUUAUGACUACCUCAUGCAGAACGACUCGCUAACCAGUAAGAUAGGAUUUACUGUUACAGUAGGAAAUGGCCGUGGAAUUUACCUCAGGGAUCCAGUACAGGUUGUUGCCCCAUCAGAUCAUGGUGUAGGCAUUGAGCCAAUGUUCCCAGAAAAUACAGAUAACUCUGAAAGAAUUUCACUUCAGCUUCACUUGGCACUUGUCUCUAACGCUUCCUGGCUUCAGUAUCCAAGUCACUUGGAACUAAUGAACCAAUGUAGACAUAUAAACGUCCGUGUGGAUCCUCGUGGUUUACGUGAAGGGGUGCAUUACACAGAGAUUUGUGGCUAUGAUGUAUCUGCUCCAAAUUCUGGUCCGUUAUUCAGAGUCCCAGUAACUGUUGUCAUUCCAGCAAAACUUAGUGAUUCUACAUAUGACACAGAGUACAAAGAUAUUCAUUUCAAACCUGGACAGAUUCAGCGCCAUUUUAUUGAAAUCCCUCAAGGUGCCACAUGGGCUGAGGUUACUGUGACCUCUCGCUCUGUGGAUGUCGCUUCCAAGUUUGUUCUUCAUGCAGUUCAAUUAGUGAAACAGAAAGCUUACAGAAGUCAUGAGUUUUACAAAUUUACAUCUUUGCCUGAGAACGGUUCUGUGACGGAAGCAUUUCCUGUGCUGGGGGGCAAGACCAUUGAAUUUUGCAUUGCACGUUGGUGGGCAAGUCUUAGUGAUGUCACUGUUGACUAUUCCAUUUCUUUUCAUGGAGUUUCUUGUGGACUUUCACAGCUCAAUAUUCAUGCAUCUGAAGGGAUCUCUCGAUUUGACGUGCUUUCUACAUUAAAGUAUGAAGACUUGUCUCCCAGCAUAAGUUUAAAGAAUUGGGUGCAAACAUUAAGGCCUGUCAGUUCCAAGACCAGACCCCUUGGUGCCCGCGAUGUUUUGCCAAAUAACCGCCAAUUAUAUGAAAUUAUUUUAACAUAUAACUUUCAUCAGCCUAAAUGUGGAGAAGUGACACCUAGCUGCCCAUUACUCUGUGAGCUGUUGUAUGAAUCGGAAUAUGAUAGCCAGCUUUGGAUUAUAUAUGACCAGAACAAAAGGCACAUGGGCUCCGGAGAUGCAUAUCCCCAUCAGUACUCUGUGAAGCUUGAAAAGGGGGAUUAUACAAUACGGAUGCAGGUUCGUCACGAGCAGUUAAAUGAGCUGGAACGCUUGAAAGACCUUCCCUUUGUGGUUUCCCACAGAAUGUCCAAUACUUUGAGUCUGGAUAUAUAUGAAAGUCACAGCAUGGCCCUCUUGGGGAAGAAGAAGGCUAACACUAUAACAUUACCACCAAAGCACAGCCAGCCUUUCUUUGUUACAAUGCUACCUGAUGAUAAAAUACCUAAGGGUGCUGGUCCAGGCUGCUAUCUAAGUGGCACGCUCACAUUGUCUAAGUCAGAGCUUGGCAAGAAAGCCGGGCAGUCUGCAGCAAAACGACAAGGAAAAUUUAAAAAGGAUGUGGUUUCAGUUCAUUAUCAUUUGAUACCAUCUUCAAAUAAACCAAAGAAUGGAAAUAAGGAUAAGGAAAAAGAAGCAGAGAAAGAAAAGGAUGUCAAGGAGGAGUUCACAGAAGCUCUACGAGAUUUGAAGAUACAGUGGAUGGCAAAACUUGAAAGCAAUGAGCUCUUCAACGAACUAAAAGAAUCAUUUCCCAAUCAUCUUCCCUUGUAUGUGGCUAGACUUCAUCAGUUGGAUUCUGAAAAGGAACGCAUCAAACUUAUCAAUGAAAUAAUUUCAUCUGCUGAUGAGGUCAUCUCUAGAAUCGACCAGACUGCUCUUGCUUUUUACUUUGCCAUGAAGACGGAUUCAAGACCAGAUGCAGCCACUAUAAAAAAUGACAUGGACAAGCAGAAAAAUACCCUUAUUGAUGCCAUGUGUAGAAAAGGGGUUGCCUUAGCGGAUAAAGUGCUCCACCAACAGUCUAAGGAGGGUGCUGCUUCAUCUGAUUCUGAUGGAAGGGAAGAGGAUCUUGAAGUAGCUUUAGAAGCCUUAAAUGAAACAUACUGGGAAGUGACUAAAUGGGCUGAUGUAUAUGACUCAAAGGUGUUACCAUUUGUCUAUAAACAUAACUUGGCAAAUAAAUUAUAUGGCCGAGGCAUAAAGUCAGCUACAAAGCUUGUAGAGGAGAAGCCAACAAAGGAGAACUGGAAAAACUGUGUCCAGGUGAUGAAGUUGCUUGGGUGGACCCAUUGUGCAUCUUUUACAGAGAACUGGAUCCCAGUCAUGUAUCCACCAGAUUACAAUAUUUUCUAAAAUCAUGCCCAAAACUAAAAUGGUUUUAUAUGGAAGUCUUAUAAAUGGAAAUAUUUAGAGCUGUGUAUGAUUUUUAUAUUUGUUUUUUUUAGUUUGUUUCUUUUUUUCCUAUGCAUGGCAUUUGUUAUUGUAAGGCAUCUGUUAAUCUGUGUGCUUAUCUGCCAAUUCACCCUUGUGCUUCAGUGUGAGGUAUCUGGAUGGGUAUGAUUUUUGCAUGCCUAGUUGAGUAUUUUAAACAGAAGAUCAGGAUUUUACAGUUGGCACAUUUUACCAUUUUAUGUUUAGCAUAUCAAUGCCUUAAUCCUUCCAAAUAAGUCAGUUUAUUUAUUGGUUCCAAAUAAUUACAUCCUGACAGCUGCCAACAGAGUGGAAGCCGCCAUUUUGUUGCCGAAUUUGAUUUCAGGAGAAUCCAGUGUUUACACUUAGCAUAACCUUGGACUGGCACAGCAUAAGGAGCCACUGUAAGCAACUGUUACAGCACAGAGCAGUUUACAUCUACAACAAAGGAACGGCUUUAUUUUAAGAUUCAUUUUAUAAUAAAGGGGCAGUCACAUUAUGUUUUUCACCUCAAUGAAAUAUUGUCCCUCCAUGUUUGAGUAGUUCUGCUUUUAAGUCUUUUUUUUUUUCUUUUUGCAUUUACUCUAUGUAUAAAAAAAAAGAUGACAUAACUCAUGUAGACAUUAUAGAAGUUUAUUCAGGCAGUAGCAAAACCUGUAUAUCAACAAUGGUGUGCCAGGCAUUUAAUGCUCUUUAUUCAGGUAUACUGUAAAGCUAUACAUAUGUUUAUCAACAGAAUGAUGUAAAAUAAAGCAGAAAACACCAUGCACACAGCAGUAUGUAACAAAUUCUGGUAUCUAGAUUGUUUUUUACAUUACAUGAAUUAUAAAAUGAUCAUGGCGUCUCCAUUAUUUGUGUGUAUUUUCUUUUUCACAAAGAUGAACUAGUUAUUUCAUUAUGGCACCAGUGAACAAGUGUACACAGCAAUGAGGGAAAUCCAAAGGAAAGGGGCCCUUAGCAACCUGUCAUGUACACAAUCUUUCUUAUUGUGGUUAAACAUGGGGAGCUCUUUCAACUAUACCCUGUAACAGUUGAGAAAAAGGAGUGCUUCAAUCUAUGACCCUUAAAGAGAUACCCGCUGCUACCACUUUUCUUCUUACAUGCUUCCUCAAUGAUGCUUUUUAUGUAUAUGCUGUAUGUUUUUGGCUAAAGAAAUCAGAAAUUGUCAAUUGGGGAGUUAAAGGGGUACUUCGGUGGAAAUUUUUUUUUUUUUAUCUACUGGUUUCGGAAAGUUAAACAGAUUUGUAAAUUACUUCUAUUAAAAAUGUUAAUCCUUCCAGUAUUUAUUAGCUGCUGAAUUCUACAGAGGACAUUUUCUUUUUGGAACACCGAGCUCUCUGCUGACACCAAGAGCACAGUGCUCUCUGCUGACAUCUCUGUCCAUUUUAGGAACUGUCCAGAGUAGGAGAAAAUCCCCAUAGCAAACAUAUGCUGCUCUGGUCAGUUCCUAAAAUGGAUAGAGAUGUCAGCAGAGAGCACUGUGCUUGUGACCUUGAGACUGAAGCGCAAUGCAGUCAUUUUCCCUGGCUUAUAUUGCAUCAGAUCUUAGGAGUGAGACUUGGUAUUAGUAACUUCUUUUGACACCCCUGCGCAAUGUCAAAAUGGGUGAUAUAAAGCCUUCUGGUCAUUAAAAACAACUUUACAGUUUAAGGGUGUGUUCACACAUUCAGUUUUUUUAUUGCAAUUAUUGAAUAGAAAGCCAGGAAUGGAUUUGGAAAGAGUAGCAUUAAUCUUUCCUUUUUACAUGCCUUUGUAUUCAGUAAUUGCAAUUAAAAACCUGAAUGUAUAAACACAGCCUAAAGUAAAGAAUCAUGUAAUGAUCAUGUAAAAAGAAGUGCCCGGUACUGUUGAGGUGGUAUUUCUAACUAGCCAAUGUGCCACUAACUGUGGUUGCAAACUCCCUCUGGAUACAGUGUCAAACCUGUUCUUGGUUACAUUGGGUUUCCAUAGCUGGACCGCCACACACAAGCGCUAUUUAUCAGAUACUCUUGUUAAAGUACAACACCCAUUUUUAUUAAUAAACAUCCAGUCUUUACAAAUAUGUCAAACACCACUUUUUUAUGGAAUUGUAAUUGCAAAUUGGCACAAUCCUCAAAACUCCUGAAGUUUUAUAUUUUAAUGCAGCUUUUUCAGUCUGAAUGGAAAGGUAAGUAUCAAGUCCCAAUUGAACUCACUCCUGGCUUUGGCUAAAAUGCAACAAAAACUGACAUGAAAACUGUAUGUUGUGAUUCCAACCCAAUUCUGUUGAGGUUUUAAAGUGACUACAUUGUGUGUGAAUUUCUAUAAGAGGUGUUAGUUAUUAAUCUUACAGAUAAAUGAGGUUUGGUUUGACUGUGAAGUCUGUCUAAUCAGCACAUGGCCAGGAACUAUACUAACCCAU
Molecule: messenger RNA, 6391 nt
Organism: Hyla sarda
Lineage: Eukaryota; Metazoa; Chordata; Amphibia; Anura; Hylidae
Gene: TPP2
Product: tripeptidyl peptidase 2
Exons: 30
Coding region: 166-3954 (1262 amino acids)
Biological process (GO): proteolysis
Cellular component (GO): cytosol
Molecular function (GO): tripeptidyl-peptidase activity; serine-type endopeptidase activity
Source: RefSeq, a predicted model, not a curated record